This is a messenger RNA of Toxoplasma gondii ME49, 1724 nucleotides long. RefSeq lists its product as hypothetical. Lineage: Eukaryota; Apicomplexa; Conoidasida; Eucoccidiorida; Sarcocystidae. The coding region runs from base 1 to 1665 and encodes 554 amino acids. The record is from RefSeq and is a predicted model, not a curated record. The transcript is spliced from 2 exons.
AUGAGCGCAUGCAGCGAUUCGUCCUGCGAAAAUUUCUCGUGUGAGUCUCGGUCCCGCGAGGAUUGGCAAAACAGUCCCAGCGACGGCGCGCGUGUCCAGAACGUCCUUCCUCGACCAGCCGCCGCGCGCGACACCCUGCUUGCUGCAGCUCCUGUGGAUGUGCAGAGGCUGCGCGAACUGAAUUUAGAAGACCGCUCGGAGACUGCAGAAGACGGGGAAAGGGAGCAGCCUCAGCGCGAGGCAGAGAGGAAGUGUGCCCUAGAAGACGGAGCUAGGAGCGUGAGAGAAUCGAACCGGUUCCCGCGAAACGCCGCAGAAGAACGCUCUGCCGGCAUGUACGAACAGCGGCAAGACGCGAGAGUUCCUCCCAACGAAACCAUCUCCAAAAUGUGUGGUGGUCCCGAGCUCAUGUCGCGCAUGCCGGUCGCUCUUCCCACCACGAGGAGGUCCCGGCCCGUCCUUGUCAGAAACCGAGUCCGCUGCAACACAGACGGAUUCAUCAUCUUGCCUCAGCACCGCCGAGAUGACGCCGGGGGCACCUCAUACCUGAUUCCUCCUGCCUCCGUUGUCCCCAGACCGAGCGAACCUCCGAGCCAACCCCCGCAGUUCAACUUGGUUCCGAGUAUCUUGGGCGCUGUUGGCGAUGACGAAGGCGACCUUGCCCUGCCCCACCAGCAGACAGCCCAGUCUCCGUCUUCGCUGUUUUCGCCCUACGCGGCGGUGUCCUCGCUUUACCCAGAGAUGUGGAAGCCUAGGACGUCUGCGCCAGAGGAAGCGGUUUUCUCGUCUGGGUCAUGCGAUGCCGCGAAGAGUAGCUCGCGCGGAGCGUCGCCAGUCUCGAAAGUGGACACAGGGUUCAACGACGAUCGCACGGGGCCGGAGUCGACAUGCGGAAGCGACGUCGAUGCGUUCAAGAAGAGUUCUCACGGCUCGAUCUCUGCGUGUGUGUCUACACUCCCCGCCCAGAGCGACGAGGACAACCUGGAGAAGGCAGCUGUUUCGCUGCUGGAGCGCGUUUCCCUCUGUGGAACGUUGCUAAGUGGCGCACAAGACGAUGGCAUGGAGCAGCGGCGGCACAUAGUCCCCGACGCCACAGACACUCGCGCGGUGAGCGCUUCUAUGGGGAUAGAAUGCCCUCAAGGAUCGGGCUUGCCUCCAAGCGGCGCGCAUGCAGCCGUGAGUGCACACCCUGGCGGGGAGUAUGCGGCAAAUGGGUGUGUUGGUGUGGGGCACGAGUCCGCAAGCGGGACUGCGGCGACAGUGGCUGAGGCGAGAGGACGCCUGUCCUUCGAGUCGGGGGCUGACGUUCGAGAGAAACCUAGCGUCUCAGGCAUUCCGGCGACUGCGGUGAACGAACCCAGGGCCUGUCGCGAGACAGACGGCGCGCCGCAAGCGCAUGCGUUCGAGGGCGGCCUGACAACCGUGAACGGAGUCAUCCGAACCGAGGACCCGAAGAGGCGGGGGUCGAUCGACACUUCGGACAGCGACUGCACGGCGACUGCCCCAACAGAGCGAGCGCGCGACUUCACAGUGUCUCCUCUGUUGACAUUCGCUCUCGAAAACCUUCGGCGCCAAAGCGAGAACCGCGACAGCUUUGACGUCCCGGGCCAUGGUCUGCCACCGUCGCUGGACCUGCCCGAACGGAUGCACUCCCCGCGAGACUGAAUUUCUACGUUAACCGUUCGAGCACUCUUCCCCCCCCCCCGCCUCCCCAGAAAGCCGUG